AGCCGUCAGUCUCUCUUCACAUUUGUUGCCUUGCCAGACAAAUCGGGUGGACCCUUAAAAAAUCUAACUUUGCCUUAACAUUAGCCGCAGUGCCUUGCGUGAAAGGUGUGAAAUUUUUAUUUCUGUGAAUCGUGAUUAAAAAGGACAUUUUAGAAAAAUGAGGGAAUGCAUCUCGGUUCACAUCGGCCAGGCCGGAGUCCAGAUCGGCAACGCCUGCUGGGAGCUGUACUGCCUGGAGCACGGCAUCCAACCGGAUGGCCAGAUGCCCUCGGACAAAACCAUCGGCGGCGGCGAUGACAGCUUCAACACCUUCUUCAGCGAGACCGGAUCGGGCAAGCACGUGCCGCGGGCCGUCUUUGUCGACCUGGAGCCGACGGUUGUGGAUGAGGUUCGCACCGGAACCUACCGCCAGCUGUUCCACCCGGAGCAGUUGAUCACCGGCAAGGAGGAUGCGGCCAACAAUUACGCCCGUGGCCACUACACCAUCGGCAAGGAAAUCGUCGACGUCGUGCUGGACCGCAUCCGCAAGCUGGCUGACCAGUGCACCGGUCUGCAGGGCUUCCUGGUGUUCCACUCGUUUGGCGGCGGCACCGGAAGUGGCUUCACCUCCCUGCUGAUGGAGCGGCUGUCCGUUGAUUACGGCAAAAAGUCCAAGCUGGAGUUUUCGAUCUAUCCGGCGCCGCAGGUCUCGACAGCUGUCGUGGAGCCGUACAACUCGAUUCUGACCACCCACACCACGCUGGAGCACUCAGACUGUGCCUUCAUGGUCGACAACGAGGCGAUUUACGACAUUUGCCGGCGCAACCUGGACAUCGAUCGGCCCUCGUACACCAACCUGAACCGCCUGAUUGGCCAGAUCGUGUCGUCCAUCACGGCCUCGCUGCGAUUCGACGGCGCCCUCAACGUGGACUUGACCGAGUUCCAAACCAAUCUGGUGCCCUACCCGCGGAUUCACUUCCCCCUCGCCACCUACGCCCCUGUCAUUUCCGCCGAAAAGGCCUACCACGAGCAGCUGACGGUGGCGGAAAUUACCAACGCCUGCUUCGAGCCAGCGAAUCAGAUGGUCAAGUGUGACCCGCGGCAUGGAAAAUACAUGGCCUGCUGUAUGCUUUAUCGGGGUGACGUUGUUCCGAAGGAUGUGAACGCGGCGAUUGCUACGAUCAAGACGAAGCGGUCGAUCCAGUUUGUGGACUGGUGUCCGACUGGGUUCAAGGUGGGAAUUAACUACCAACCGCCGACGGUCGUUCCGGGAGGCGAUCUGGCCAAGGUGCAGCGCGCCGUUUGCAUGUUGUCGAACACGACGGCCAUUGCCGAGGCGUGGGCCCGGUUGGAUCACAAGUUUGAUCUGAUGUACGCCAAGAGGGCCUUUGUCCACUGGUACGUCGGCGAGGGCAUGGAGGAGGGUGAAUUCUCCGAGGCGCGUGAGGAUUUGGCCGCCCUCGAGAAGGAUUACGAGGAGGUUGGCGUCGAUUCGACGGAGGAGGUCGGCGAAGGCGACGAGUACUAAGACCGGAACCCUGCGCGCACGCAUUUACAGCACAAACUCACUAAACUGCGCACAACAACUGUCCUUGCUGAAAAUUAUUCGUGACAAAUCGAAUUAACAUUAAUGCGAUUUAACAACACGAACAGUCAAACGGAACGGAACUACAAUUGAGAGAGCGAAAAAAUAUGGAAACAAUCGAAUCUGAAAAUUGAGCUGAGAUACUGCCUACUUUACUCGAACAUGUUUUUUAGAACCUAGAAUCUGCACUCUGUUUCACGAUGGAGAUGAUUGUUUUACAACAAAAAAAUGUCUCACCCAAACUGUACUAAUUCAUUUUACAAGAAAAAAUGCACGUGAUCAUCAUUAGUAAGAAC
Messenger RNA from Culex pipiens pallens (northern house mosquito), 1860 nucleotides. Its product is annotated as tubulin alpha-2 chain. Gene Ontology annotation, biological process: mitotic cell cycle; microtubule cytoskeleton organization. The record is from RefSeq and is a predicted model, not a curated record. NCBI's taxonomy places the organism in Eukaryota, Metazoa, Arthropoda, Insecta, Diptera, Culicidae. Gene Ontology annotation, cellular component: cytoplasm; microtubule. Bases 158 to 1507 code for a protein of 449 amino acids. The transcript is spliced from 5 exons. Gene Ontology annotation, molecular function: structural constituent of cytoskeleton; GTP binding.